UUUCUGUAUUUUUAAAAAAUGCACGUCUUAAUCACAUUAUUAUCAAAUGUAACAUUUAGUAUAAAAUUUACAUUUAAACUAAGAUGAUUUAUUAUUUAUAAUUAAAUAUAUUUAAGCAAUAUAGUAGGCUGCGAGUGGGGUAGGAAAGGGACAUUCCCACGGGUGGUGUUCGGCCGUAGGUAACAGCAGGUAACAAUAUCCCUUACCUACCCCACUCGCACGAGUACUAUAUUGCUUUUAUAAAACAAUUUUAUAUUCAACCAAUUAACAUUUCAACACAAAGUUAUUGAUUUAAAAAAUGUUAAUUUCACCAUUGUUUCUCCGCAACAAAAAAUAGUUCCAGUCAACGUCUUGGUUUGGAAUGACAAGAACUAACAGUUAUCAUCAACGCGCUUUAGAAUGUUUCAUCGCAGAGUGAUUUAUUAUUAGCUGUGAAAGUCCGAGUUGGGAUGUCCUGGGAUAUUCCAACUCAUGGAACGUCUCUCGUCCAAUCAGAAACAGCUUAAUAACUCGAUAGAACCCAAUUGUUUUAUAAUAUGUAUAUAUAUUAUGUAUGCUAAACAUCAUACCUAACCCCCCCCCCCCCCCCCCCCCCAGACUGGAUCGUCUUUUGGUCGAAAAAUGAUGACUGGAUAUCUAUCCGCAAAAGGGGUUAAAGCUUCUGAAGGCAGAGUGGGCAAUGUGUUGAGAAGUAUUCAUCAACCCUACCACAUUGCAAGACAGCAGGGUGCCCGGAAUCUGAACCCCAUACCCUACAAUGCAGAAUACAUGGGUCACAAGCUGCAUGUAGAUCAGAAUGAGAAGCUUGUUAUGUUUGGAGUGACUCAUGUUAUGGCUAUCGAUGGUUUCAGCAAGAAGGUGGUCGGUCACUCCACCAUGCCAAUAAAGAACAACAUCGUGAUUUAUGAGGAAGUGUACCGGCCUGCUGUUCUUUCCUAUGGACUAUGGGACCAGGUCAGAGUUGACUGUGGGAAAGAAUUCUAUCUGGCUUUAUUCAUCCAGGAAAAACUGGCAGAACAUCGACACAAUACUCAAAGGCAGCCCUACCUUCAGACACCUUUUACAAGGAACCAUGUGAUAGAGAGAAUGUGGUCGGAGGUGAAUGCUCGAGUCAACUACCCUUUGAAGACAGCUCUGGUACAGCUGGUGGACCAGGAGGAACUGGACAUGGAGGACAACACAUCCAGGUAUUGUGUGUCCAACCUGACAUGCCAGCUGGCUAGGAUUGGCAUCACAAAUGUCGUACAGGCAUGGAAUGCACACAGGAUCCCAGGAAGGGGAAUACCAAACAAACUGGCUAAAGAAGGGUGUCCUGCAAAACUUUCUGAGGACCUUCUGCCAGUCGGUGCAGUUGCAGCUGACCUGUAUCAGCAGGAAAUGGGAUCAGACUUGAAAAGAGAAUCCAUUUUUGGAAGUGAUCCUUUCCCCUCUGAAGAAGCCCAACAAUGGACUGAAACUGAGUUUGGUUCUCUCUUUGAUUUGCUAUCCCUCUACCAAAAUGUGGUUAACCAUAACUAUGGCCCUUUUAAAAAUGCAGUGAGGUCUCCGAUUGAUAUCACCUCAAGACAUGUGCGACCUGUUACACAGUGACCUGCAAUGGUCAAUGAAGAAGCAGUAUACCAAAAAUAACAUUUUAUUACAACAAUGAUAAAGUGGAGGUUGUCUUUUUUUUCUUCUUUUUUUUUUUUUUUUUAAAACGGU
Gadus morhua (Atlantic cod) is the source of this 1701-nucleotide messenger RNA. RefSeq lists its product as uncharacterized. The transcript has 5 exons. Lineage: Eukaryota; Metazoa; Chordata; Actinopteri; Gadiformes; Gadidae. The record is from RefSeq and is a predicted model, not a curated record. The coding region runs from base 622 to 1590 and encodes 322 amino acids.